UGCAUAGCAGGUGAUACAUGUUGUGCAUUAGUCAACUUAAAACAAAAAAUAAUAAUUUUUUGUAGCAUAUUUUUAUAUUGAAUUUACAGUUACUGAACUGUAGCUGUAUUUUUUGUUAUUUUUAGUGAAAAUUUUGUACAAGGUGAUCACAAACAAUGACUACCGUAAGGUGGCAUCAUCUUUUUGUAGCCUUUGCUGCCAUUAACCUUGCAGUCACACAUCGUGUCCCUACUGGUGAAAGUAAAGAAACCAUUGACGAACAUGAAACACGAAAACAUCUUCAGCAUGUAACAACACAAUAUGCAUCUUCUAAAGAAAGGGAGCAGUUGAUCAAAGAUGGAUUAGCUGGAACAGCUGAUUAUCUUAACUAUGUUGUAUCAAGCAAACCAUCUUUAGCAACCAAAGAGUUUGAUUGUAAAAUUAAAAAAUUAGCCUUUGAGUUUGCUAAAAAACUGGCACCUGGCACCGGUAAUCAAACAGAAAUGAAGUAUAUUUAUGAUGGCCUUCAACUAGGAUCUUUAUGUAAUGUUAGUUAUCCUUCACUCCAAAAAAUGCAUGAAGACUGGCAUACAAAUAAACGCAUAUCCUCGGAUGGUAUAGAAAUAUAUGUGGAUGAUUAUUAUGGUCAAAACCAUCAUGAUGGAAGCUUUGUAAACCCCCUAAAGGAUAUACAAUCAGGCUUAAAUAAAUGCAAGAUCCUAAGAUCAUCUGAUAAUAAUGGUGUUAAAUGCACUGUAUUUGUUAGAGGAGGAACAUACAAGAUACAAGAAACACUUAAGAUUAAUGAAGAUAAUGUAAUUUUAACUAAUUAUGGCAAUGAAGAUGUCAGGGUAACAAGUGAUGCAGUUGUUAAUAUACCUAAAUGGAACCUAUACAAAUCCUCUUUGGAACGAUUUGAAAUGAGAAAUCCUAUAUUCGAAGGAAUUCAACCAAAACAAAGUACAGCUGCAGUCAUUUUUGUUGGAGUGUUUGACAGCUAUUUACAGUGUGAUAAAUUCUGUGCCAACUCAAGCAAAUGUACUGCGUAUGCAUACUUUGAUACUACAGCAGGUGCUUUUUCUAAGCAAUGUUAUAUGCGAGUUGAUGGAAUGUGGGAUACAGUAAAUCACACUGGUGUUGUCAGCGGGAAAAAGGUAACAAUAUAUUCUGCUGAUUUAAGUUCUGCAAACUUAAAGAAAGUUGAUCAAGUGUUUAUCAAUGGCCGAAGAGCAGUGAAAGCCCGCUUUCCUAAUGCAAAUCCUGAAACCAUGGGUCUGCAUACGAUUCCAACUGGGUACGUUGAGAGUGCAGAGGAAUGGCUUCCACCACUCAAAAAGCCAGCUGCCACUGAAAUACACAUUGAAGUGCCCCUCAGAGAAGCAUCGUUGUUUCCAAAAUUUUAUAUAGGCGUUGAUGGACCAGUUAAUCAAUUUGACCCACCACAAUCGUAUUGGGCAACAAAGAAUCCUUUUGGAGGGGGUGGCUCCACUUAUGAAGUGCCUUCUGGAUUAAAGUAUUCUUCCAACUUAGAAAUGCACCUAAGAUCGUGGAAAAAUCCGAGUACAGGCAUUGUACAUUGUUAUCAAAAUUACCAUUGGGGUAAUUGGAUGUAUAAACUAGAUAGUCGAGAUGAGGAAAACAGAACUCUUCAUUGGAGUUAUGGUGGGUUUCAAGAAGCAAGAGGUUCUCCAGCUGGUAAAGAAUGGUAUGUGGAAAACAUUUUUGAAGAACUUGAUUCUGCUAACGAAUGGUUUUAUGAUGAAAACAGUAAAGUGUUGUAUUAUUCACCAAAUGGAACAGAUGGUGGUUUACCAAGUGUGGUUACCAUUCCACAGCUACCAUCUUUGCUUACAAUAAUUGGCAACAAGCAUAAACCAGUCAAGAAUGUUUCUGCAAAAGGAUUAAAAUUUCAGCAUACUACGCAAACUUUUCUUGAAUCUUAUAUGGUACCAAGUGGAGGAGAUUGGUCUGUUCAUAGGAAUGGUGCUGUGUACAUCCAGAGUUCUGAAGGUGUUACCGUACAAGGUUGUACAUUCGACUCACCUGGUGGCAAUGGACUGUUUGUAAGUAACUACAAUAGAGAAACAAUCAUUUCACAUAAUUUAUUUUAUCGGCUUGGUGAUAAUGGUAUUGUUUUGGUUGGAGAUAGUAAUUUGAUUGAUGGUACACGGACAAACCAGCCAAGAGGUGUACAAGUGCUUUAUAACUUGCUCUUUGAAAAUGGAUUGUGGGGAAAACAGACAUAUCCAUAUGUACAGUCUAGAGCUUGUGAAAUCCAUUUGGAGGGGAAUGUGUUUUUUAAUGGUCCUCGUGCAGGCAUUAAUAUUAAUGAUGGAUUUGGUGGUGGAAAUUCAAUUAAUAAUAACUUGUUGUUUAAUUUUGUUCGGGAAACUGAUGAUCAUGGACCAAUCAAUACAUGGGAUCGAGUACCGUACUUAACACGUGUUUACGAUGGCAAAUCAGUGUCCUUAAAUGUGAAAGAAAACCAAAUACAUUUGAAUUUUAUUGUGAAUAAUUAUCGAUCUGUUUGGCCUAUUGACCAUGAUGACGGUUCUUGUUUUUGGAAUGAUACACAUAAUUAUUUGGUCUACGGAGGUUUUAAAAAUUACCUGGGACACGACAAGCAUUCUAUGCAUAAUGUGUACGUUUAUCCUGAUCAACAUCCCGCUAAAGGUGCUUCGAUGAGCUAUCCAACAUGUGCUAACACUGAUGGACAAACUUUAGGAACUUCCGGUUAUGGCGAUGUAUAUGAAAGCAAUACUUGUAUCAUUGGUAGACCAAAUCUUUAUGACCUGGGGAGUUGCAAAGUUGGUUAUUUAAUGGAAUUGAUUCCUUAUUUUGCACGAAAUCGGUAUUACACACCAAAUGCAACAAUUGAGGUAAAAUGUGGCGAUGAAACAUGGGAUCUGCAUCAAUUUCAAAUGCACGGGAUGGAAAUUGGAACCGUAGUAAACCACCUUGUAGAUGAUGACGUGGUGAUCGGAUGGGGAAAAGAUUUACUUGGUCUUUAAGGCUUAACCUUCACUAACUUAAUUACAGGAAAUUUAAAUCUAUCUGAACACGAUAAAAAGUUUUGCGUUUUUUGAAAUAAAGAGUUAUUAAUUUCCGGAAGAUGUUAUUUUUUAUUUGUUAUAUGUUUCCUUUUUUUCUCUUUCUUGUUCUAAGAUUACUUAGCCAUUUUAUUUCGAUAUUUCUUUUUUGUUUUUCUAAUGAAUCGGUAAGAGCUAAUAUAAUAAGAGUAGUUGUGAUGAAUAACUGGAUUAACAGCUUGUCUGUGCGGUUAAAAAAAUAAAUAUGUCUACGUUUUUCUUUGUGUACUAUGACAGUGUAAGGACAGAAUGUGUAGAGUUCUGUGUAUUGUUAAUUCACUUGGUGGUAUUGCUACAGUUAUUUUAUCUUAUUUGCUUUUUUUAACUUUCGUUUUUAUAAUUUGAUUGAGAAAAUACUGAUGCUUAGCUGUAACUUUUUUAAUGUAUAAAAAACGUGUUUGUAAUGUGAUUUCAUUUUAUCAUAAAUGUUUCAUUGAGGUGUAAACAUGUAUUUUGAUUGCAACAAUUUUUUUACGAUUUUUUGUUUCUAAUUUAAUAAGACUGUAUAAUGUUGUACUGUUUGGUUAUGUAAAUGUUUUUUUUAUAACUUUAAAUUUUGUAAUUAUUAGUUGCUAGCAAACAAAAUAUGUGUUGAAUUUGCAUGCAUAAAAUAUUUUGUUUUUAAUCGUUUUUCUGUACCAAUUUAUAUAUAAAAAAAAGUGUUACUUCGUCACUUUUUAUUUAUUUUGAAGACAAUUAAAACAUGUUA
This is a messenger RNA of Hydractinia symbiolongicarpus, 3777 nucleotides long. RefSeq lists its product as uncharacterized. Bases 156 to 2990 code for a protein of 944 amino acids. NCBI's taxonomy places the organism in Eukaryota, Metazoa, Cnidaria, Hydrozoa, Anthoathecata, Hydractiniidae. The record is from RefSeq and is a predicted model, not a curated record. The transcript has 9 exons.